This is a messenger RNA of Sinocyclocheilus anshuiensis, 5316 nucleotides long. RefSeq names its product histone-lysine N-methyltransferase SETDB1-A-like. Gene Ontology annotation, molecular function: histone H3K9 methyltransferase activity; zinc ion binding; DNA binding. Bases 294 to 5069 code for a protein of 1591 amino acids. Gene Ontology annotation, cellular component: nucleus. The transcript has 21 exons. Gene Ontology annotation, biological process: heterochromatin organization; negative regulation of gene expression. NCBI's taxonomy places the organism in Eukaryota, Metazoa, Chordata, Actinopteri, Cypriniformes, Cyprinidae. The record is from RefSeq and is a predicted model, not a curated record.
UGAACGCACAGAUACAGUAACAGACUGGACAUUGUUUACCUCAGUGCGUUUUUAAUUGUUUUAUUGCGCACUUUUUAGUUUUUCUUGUGAUGUCGGAGGUUGUAGGCUAUCCAUAAAGAGUUUUCCUUGCAGUGCUGGCAGACUUUGUGCUUUGCCGACAUAUAAACGAGCGGAAUCGUGUCCGCCAUACAAUCCUGCAGCUGCGCGCCUUUUGAUAUAUGAGUGUCUUCAGGAUUCAAAUAUACUAACUUACGUUACAGCAGCAAGUUGGGGAACUAGACAGUAUUAAAGCCAUGAGUAGCAGAAAAGAUGAUGAUAACCUCCUGAGAAUGACAAAGGAUGACCUGCAGCGCUGGAUCCAGGCAGAGGUGGACCGAAACCCUCAUCUGAUGCAGAGACGUGAACAACUGGCGCAGGUGGAGGACUGGGUGAAGCAGAAGGAGAGGGAAGCCACUUACACCCACCUUCUGUACAGCAAUGCCUGCGAGUCAGUCCAUGAGUGCGAGUCAGUGAUGAAGGGUCUUUAUGGAAUGCUGGGACUGGAAUACCGAGAUGAAGAUUCGGAGGAGGAAGGAGGAGGAGGAAGAGAACCACAGGACGUCAUUCAUAUUACAGAUGACGAGGAGGAUAAGCAGGAAAAUAGUGUGUUAAAUGGAGAUGAUGACGAUAUUGUUGUCAUUGAUCUGGGAGCCACCAAAGAAACCUUGGAACCAAUGCUUGAAAAGGUGACAGUGGCCAUUCAGAAGUCGUCCAGACUCGUUCAGGAUUUAGUCCAGAUGGUAAACAAAACUUCCUCCAUGAGUGCUGCAUCACCAUCAUCAUCAUCUGACGUCUCUAACAGACCCUCGUCAGCCUCGACCUUUGAGACCAGCCGUUCUGAAUCUGUCACACCAAAGCUGGAAGUACCUGAAAACCCUAUUGCAAAAGUUAAGACCGAAUCUCUACCGAAAGUACCUGAAAUGCCCUCACUUCUCAGCAAUUCAGAACAAUACAAACCUAUUGCCGGUUAUAAGUCAGAUUCUAAACCAACAAUUAAGACUGAACCACAACUGACAGCAUUAACCCCUUGGGAAAUGAGCAUUUCAAAACAACAUGAAACUUCUGCUACUCUUAACUCUCCAUCCUUAAAAUUAAUUAAGACUGAACCUCAGUUGACAGCAGUGAGUCCUUCAGAAACACCAGAAACCUUUGCCAGUCCUCAUUUUGGAUCCAUAGCAACAAUAAAGACCGAGCCUCAGUCGACGGUGAUAAAGUCAGAAAUGACUUCGCCUCCAAGCACUUCAAAACCUUUCAAAAUUGCAUCCAUUGCAUCAAUUAAGACUGAACCUCAGCUGAGAGCAUUAACUCCUGAAAUGUCUUUGCUUGAACGUGAUUCAGAAAAGUCAAGCAGUCUUCGUUCAGAUCAUGAAGCAACAAGUAACACUGAACGUACGUUGCCGGCAAUGACUUAUGAAAUUCUGAAAACUAGUGCCUGUCCUUAUUCAGCAUCUGUAGCAUCAAAGAAGACUGAUCCUCAAGUGCCACUAGUGACACCUUCAGAAAUGUCUUCACCUUCAAGCAGUUCAAAACAAAUGGAAACUGCUGCCAGUGAAAAUACAGCAAACGUAGAAACAAACCAGACUGAGCCGGAGUCGACCACAGAGACUCCUCCUGAAUUGGCAUCAUUGCUGAGCAAUUCCGAAGAAGCUGAAACUAAUGCCAGCCAUGAUUCGGAUUCCACAGAUGAGACCGAACAGCCAAAACCAAGGAGCAAAUCUGACAAACCCUCUGUAACGGAGACAAGUCCAACGACUAGGCUGAGAUCUUCAAAAAACAAUGCGCCUGUCAGCAGCACUUCCAGCCCGCAAACGGAAGCAACAAGAGGGCAAACGCCUGCCGAUAGUAAUGAUGAACUCUCUGACACCGAGGACCUCUCUGUUAGUCCUGCUGACAGUGAUUAUGAACCCCCUGAGUCCGAGUCAUCGUCAGACAGUGAUUAUGAACCCCCUAAAUCACAAUCAAAGUCAUCGAGAAACGGUGAUUUUGAACCCCCUAAAUCACAAUCAGAGUCAUCGAGAAACAAUGAUUUUGAACCCCCAAAAUCACAAUCAGAGUCAUCAAGAAACAAUGAUUUUGAACCCCCCAAAUCACAAUCGGAGUCAUCGAGAGACAGUGAUUAUGGACCCCCUAAAUCACAAUCAGAGUCAUCGAGAGACGGUGAUUAUGGACCCCCUAAAUCACAAUCACAGUCAUCUGUCGAUAAUACUGAUGAUGCCAGCAGCAGUGAUGCUUCUGCAGAACCUUCCAGUCCUGACGGAAGCUACAAGUCUUCAUCCAGUGAGUCCUCCAAGCAACAAGAACAUAAAGAGAUAAAACUUAAAGUUGGCAUGGUAGUUUUGGGGAAAAGGGCACACAACUUGUGGCGUAAAGGAACAGUACAAGAAGUCCAAACAGAAGAGGAUGGCCUCAGAUAUAAGGUGGAGUCUAAAAGUGGUAAAGAGAUUGUGCUGCCUGCUUAUCAGGUGGCCUCUCUGCAGCCUCCCAUACUUAAGGAUUUGUUUAUUGGCUGUCGUGUUGUGGCCAGCAGCAUAGAUGAUGAAGGAAAGGCCUCGUUUAAUGCUGCCGUAUUGGUCGAGCUUCCUGAGCGCAAGAAUCGCAUGAGGUUCUUGGUGUUUUUUGAUGAUGGUCAUGCAGCUUACCUGGCACUUCCAGACCUUCAUAUUGUCUGCAAACAAUUGAAAAAGGUGUGGAAGGACAUUGAGGAUGAGAAAUUGCAGUUACAGGUGAAGGAAUAUCUUCGUGUCUAUCCCAACCCCAUUGCUGUGGUGCUUCGCGCGGGGCAAGACACUAAGGCGAUACGGAAUGGCAAGUUUGAGACCUGCACGGUUCUCCAAUUGGAUGGCAGCCUGAUCCAGAUCUGCUUUAAGAAAGACAAGCAGAAAGAGUGGAUUUAUAAAGGCUCAGACAGGUUGGAGCACAUUGUAAAUAUCAAGCAACGUCUGGCUAAAGAUAAACCGCAGAAAAAACCUCUACAGAAAACACAACAUAAACCACAACAACCGUCUCAACAGAAAGCGCAGCAACAACAACCUCAACAGAAAGCGCAACAAGCUGUUCAACAGAAACCACAACAGCCAUCUCAACAGAAAACGCAACAGCCUGCUAUAUCAGCAGGAAAUGCCACGCCUCAGCACAGCACAACUCCCUCCUCGACAGCAGUUCCCUCAGCGACUGUUACUUCAACGACUGUCACCGCAACAGCUGUAUCUCCUGUGCGGGUCACCCGACAAUCUGAUACAGUCAUCAAAACAUCAUCUGUUAGCCCUCAAAAUAUCAUGUCGGCUGCUUUCCAGCCAAAGGUCAUCCUCCAGAGGUUGACAAUGCUUUCACCUGUCGUACGAGCUGUCUCAAAUUUAAGAAGUGCAAAACGACCUGCCUCUGAUGAGGAAGAAGAGUGUGUUUCUGAGGAAGAAGAUUGUGUUUCAAUGCAACACCAGUACAAGUCCAUAUACUUGCAUCAUCGCUGUUGUCCAGCAUGUCUGGAUGGGCUGAGACCGUCUCAAGUCAACAUGCAUCAAGGUCAAAAUCCACUUCUUGUACCACUGCUUUUUAAGUUUCGGCGAAUGACGGCUAGAAGGCGCAUCGAUGGAAAGGUGUUUUUCCACAUUUUCUAUCGUUCUCCGUGUGGGCGGAGCCUGUGCGACAUGCAGGAAGUGCAGGAAUACUUGUUAGAAACACGUUGUGACUUCCUUUUCCUGGAGAUGUUCUGUAUGGACCCAUUUGUUCUUGUGAAUCGCUCCCGACCUCCUUCCACAUCAACCGGCAAGCCUCACCUCUACCUGCCGGACAUAUCAGAGGGCAGAGAGGUGUUGCCGGUGCCCUGCAUUAAUGAAGUGGACAAUACGCUUGCUCCUAACAUCAGUUACACCAAAGACAGAGUUCCAGCUCCGGGUGUUUCAGUCAAUACAAGCCCAGAUUUUUUGAUCGGCUGUGACUGCACAGAUGGCUGUCAGGACAGGUCAAAGUGUGCAUGCCACCAGCUGACCGUUGAGGCUACGUCCCUAUGCAGUGGAGGUCCAGUGGAUAUUAGUGCUGGAUACACACAUAAGAGAUUGCCAACCACCUUGCCAACAGGGGUGUACGAGUGUAACCCUCUGUGCCGUUGUGAUCCGAGAAUGUGCAGCAACAGGCUGGUUCAGCACGGGCUGCAGCUGCGGCUGGAGCUCUUCAUGACACAGCACAAGGGAUGGGGCAUCCGCUGCAGAGAUGAUGUGGCCAAGGGCACUUUUGUGUGUGUUUUCACUGGUAAAAUAGUAAACGAAGACCGAAUGAAUGAAGACGACACAGUGUCUGGCAAUGAAUAUUUGGCCAACCUUGACUUCAUUGAGGGUGUGGAGAAACUGAAAGAGGGUUAUGAAAGCGAGGCGUACUGCUCUGACACAGAGGUCGAAACCAACAAGAAGACCAUUAAAAUGAAAACGGGGCCAUUAUGGAAAAACACUCUCUGCCAAGAAGACUCCAGCAGUGGUGAAGAAAGAGAAGAACUUAUGGAGCUGGACACAGAACAAGAGGAAACCGAAGUGAAUCACAUGUCCUUCGGUGAGAGAAAACUAUCCCAUAAGCCACAUGAAACAUAUAAAGAUGCUCAGAAGAAAGUGACCAAACAAAUGAGAGAGGACGGUGAAGAAACCUCCGGUCCAAAGCGUUGCUUUGCCAUAAAGUCAUUCCAGAGAAGAGUAAAACCUCUAGAAACCUUGGACGCAAAGAAUGAGAAAACGAGGACAGCUGUAACUGGCAAGAACACCCGCAGACUGUUCAACAGCGAGGAGACCUGUUACAUCAUUGACGCGAGACAACAGGGCAACCUCGGCCGCUUCAUCAACCAUAGCUGCAGUCCGAAUUUGUUUGUUCAGAACGUCUUUGUCGACACACACGACCUUCGGUUUCCAUGGGUGGCAUUCUUCGCCAGCAAGCGCAUCAAGGCGGGUACGGAGUUGACGUGGGAUUAUAACUAUGAGGUUGGCAGUGUGGAGGGGAAGGUUCUGCUCUGCUGCUGUGGCUCUUUGCGGUGCACAGGAAGGCUGCUCUGAUAUACUGCUUUCAACAAAAAACACUACAACUUUAAUAGAGGUGUUAUCAUUGUAAACAGUCUUACCAAGCCAUCAGAAACAUAGUUGUGGCACUGUUCUGGAAGAGCAUUCCAGUCAUGACCCAUUGAAUAUGAGAAGUAUAAGAUCUAUAUUAAAGUUUGUGUCAUUGCUUUUUAGUUUUGUUUGUUUUUAUUAUUUUUAACCUUUACACGAAAUGUUAAUAGUCACUUAAUAAAUGUAAAUAAAA